AUGAAGGAACGGGCCAGAAACGUCAAUACGGAUGAUCCGCACGACUACGUGCGUGAAUUGUUCAGACAUACGCUCAAGUUACGUCGGCCGUGGUGGAAGCUCGAGGUCCACGAGCAGCGCAAGGAUGACACGGGACGCGACCUGGAACCCGUCAUCCACAAGUUCGCUGUCGGCGCACCGUACUUCCAGGCUCCCGGUGUGGCUGGACGGUUCACGCGUGGCUACAUCGCCCUGCCUGUCAACGAUCAAGGUGGAAUCAGCAAAGAUGCCACGUUUGUGUUUCUGAAGGACGCGUGGCGCGUGGAUCACCCCGGGAUCGAGCAGGAAGGGGCGACGCUGCAGUUCCUCAAUCAACGUAAGGUGCCAUACGUGCCGACGUUGGUGUGCCACGGCGACCUUGGGCAGGUCACUCAGUCGCAGAAACACUGGAAGGAGUUGCAUCCCGAAGUAGAGAAGGUCCCUUUGAAGACGCACUCGCAUUACCGGGUUGUGGUGAAGGAGGUCGGGCUUCCCCUUACGGAAUUCCUGGAGAGUUCUUCCGAGUUAUGCUAUGCCUUGUAUUGUUGUAUCAAAGCCCAUGCCGCAGCCUUCGAUGCUGGCAUCAUUCAUCGCGAUAUCAGUGCAGGCAACCUGUUGAUAUACAAGGACGACGAGGGCGAGUGGACUGGGCUGCUCAACGACUGGGAACUGUCGAAGAAGGUAGACAACGAAUCUCCUGAGGGUCGUCAGCCGGAUCGCACUGGUACCUGGCAAUACAUGUCUGCGCACGCCCUCAACGAUCCAUAUCAUAGGAUCGUCAUUGAAGACGAACUCGAGUCUUUCUUCCACGUCCUGCUCUACUACGCCAUCCGCUUCGUCCCUCAUAACCUCGGUGACGAGGACGUUGGUCUGUUCUUGCAUGAAUACUUUGACGGGUACUUGUCGACCAAUGCCGGGUACCGAUGCGGCUUGGCAAAGCGGAACGCGAUGGUGAACGGCGUCAUAGAUGUGUCAGGAUACAAGAGCAUUCAGGGCGGCCAGACUCUGAGAUUCCUUUGGCCAGCUCCUCUCGCCAAAUUUACACCGACUCCAGGCCCCAGCCAGCGGUCGUCGUCUCCUGCCCCCAGGAGUAGCCCAUCCCCCGCCGAGCACCCAUCGGCGCGUCCGAACAGCAGCAUUCCUUCGGGACGUUCACCAUCCCCCCAGUUCAGUGCCAUUUAUGGCUCGGAUCUCACUCCGUUGAACUCGGACGACUCCAUUCCGGAAGAGGAACCGCAGGAUGAGCAUCCUAUUAAUGAGAUCAUCUCUGAGCUGCUGACGUGGUUCCGGGCGUACUAUGCCUUGGAUAUGGAGCACACUCGUACACCCUCUGCAAACUCCCGAACGAAGAAGACGUCGAAAGGCAUCAUCCCAAGCCGAUCCCGGGUGGCCUUGAAGAAUGACGGACACCAGGACCAGAAAUGGGCUCGUGGGCGCUCCCUCCAGCCCAUCGCUGCCAAACUAAAAGAGGACGAAGCCCUCAGGGAGAAUCUCAAGACACACGAAGCAAUCCUGUCCCUCUUCAACAACUCUUUCGAGAAGGUCUGGCCAGCGAACGACAAGGGCCCCGACAAGAAGCCGAAGGGAGGAUGCGCACCACCCAAGUCUGCGGUGCCGUCGGACUCGACGCGGACUAGCUCGAAGCGGCGAAGUAUAGACGAUAUACCCGGCGGCACGCUGCUACGUCCCACCAAGCGCAGCAGGAUAUAG
Molecule: messenger RNA, 1728 nt
Organism: Dichomitus squalens LYAD-421 SS1
Lineage: Eukaryota; Fungi; Basidiomycota; Agaricomycetes; Polyporales; Polyporaceae
Exons: 3
Coding region: 1-1728 (575 amino acids)
Biological process (GO): protein phosphorylation
Molecular function (GO): protein kinase activity
Source: RefSeq, a predicted model, not a curated record